Pseudoliparis swirei is the source of this 962-nucleotide messenger RNA. RefSeq names its product OCIA domain-containing protein 1-like. NCBI's taxonomy places the organism in Eukaryota, Metazoa, Chordata, Actinopteri, Perciformes, Liparidae. The transcript is spliced from 8 exons. Gene Ontology annotation, cellular component: endosome. The record is from RefSeq and is a predicted model, not a curated record. The coding region runs from base 96 to 821 and encodes 241 amino acids.
AGUAAUGACAUUGUACCAAACAGAAGAAGUCAGGUCGCCGAGUUGCUACUUCUCGUGCUCUGAACGCUUAAGUUUGCACAAGCACGACCGUCGACAUGUCGUCCGCCACCACUGGCUUCACAACGGAGCGGCAGCACGUGGGGGCUCAGUCGCCAGUGGGCAUCGAGUACAUCCCCACAGAAGAAGAGAAGAGGGUAUUCAAAGAGUGCAACCAGGAGAGCUUUUGGUACAGGUCGGUGCCCUUCUCUUUGGUCGGCGUGGCCAUCACUCAGGCCCUAGUGGCCAAAGGGAUUCUGUCUGCAUCUCCGAGGUUUGGAUCUCUACCUAAAGUGGCCUUCGCUGGCUUCUGUGGCUACCUGGCGGGGAAAAUGUCGUACAUGAAGACCUGCCAGGAGAAGUUCAAGAGGCUGGAGAACUCUCCACUGGGAGACGCCCUCAAACAGAGGACAGGAAUGCCUACACAACUUUCCAAAGGUCCUCAGUCAGAGAUGGAUGACCCAGACACCCCGUCAUUUGACACAAUGUUCCAGCCAGUGGAAGACACCAAACAGAUGCCCGCCAACACCAGAAAUAAUGAAUAUGAAUACAACGCAGAGUCGCCAAUGGGCAGAGAUGACUUCGCCACUCUAGACGACUUGGAAGACACGCCCAGGAAGAAGGCCACCCUCUACGAAGACUUGAGGCUCAAGAACAGAGAGAACUACGAGGUCACGCUCACUCAGAAGGCCGAGACGCUGCUCAAAACGGUACCCGAGAAGGAGCCGGGGAGGAACAAUACACACCAGAAGAAAAACAUCUACGGGGACACCUGGGAGGAAUGAGUCACUAUUUGGAAUACACACUGGCCAUUUUGCUCCAGUGGGACUCAGAAGUGACAAGAAGUUGUAUGAGUCUGUGCUAUAUGUAUUUGCACAAGUCAAUUAAACCAAACUACAUGCCGAUUAAAACAGUCUCUCUCUGUG